UAUCACGACAUUUGCUUGUAUGCUUUUGGAUACGCGACAUUCAACGAGAGUACAUCGCGACAUUUUUAUUUCGAUGAUAUUUGAUUUUUUUUAGUUUAUUGACUUUAGUAGCUGACAUUGGGAAAAUUCCAAAGAGAGAAUGUAUAACAACGGAGGAUCUAAUAGACAGGGCCAGAAUGGACAAGGGGGCCGAUAUAAUGGGGGUACAUCUAGCUUCAAUAAUAGUUUAGAACAUCAAUUAGCGUCACAAGAUAAAAAGGCAGCAUAUAGAAGAACCGUUGAUCAUGGUAAUAACAUGGGAAGAUGGUAUGUGAAUAGGGCUUUGGGUAAGCCAGCUCAGCAGAUUGGGGAAAUAAGACCUGAGUCAUCAUAUUUAAUUGAUUUAUUACCGUCACCAGCAUACGCAAACACUAGUAAUCAAAAUAAGAAUAAUAUGGCCAUUAUGGAUAUACAGGCCAAAUUUGUUCAUUUAUCAUCGAAUAAAGCCAAACAUUCAAUCAACACUGUUAAAUGGACCCCUGAAGGUAGAAGAUUGUUGGUAGCAUCCCAUAGUGGAGAAUUCACUAUUUGGAAUGGUAUGACUUUUAAUUUCGAAACUAUUAUGCAAGCACACGAUCUGGCAGUUUUAUCAUUGAAAUAUAGUCACAAUGAUGAUUGGUUAUUAAGUGGAGAUCAAACAGGGUUGAUAAAAUAUUGGCAACCAAAUUUCAAUAAUGUUAAUAUAAUACAAGGACACACUGAUGGAAUAAGAGAUAUUGCAUUUUCACCAAAUGAUUCUAAAUUUUUAACUUGUUCGGAUGAUUCAUCCUUGAAAAUAUGGAAUUUUAAUAAUGGACAAGAAGAAAGAAGUUUAGUUGGGCAUCAUUGGGAUGUUAAACUGGCUGAUUGGCAUGAAAAUUUAGGAUUAAUUGUGUCGGGUUCAAAAGAUAAUUUAAUUAAAUUAUGGGACCCAAGAGUAUCUGAAUGUAUUUCUACAAUACAUGGAUUCAAGCAUACAAUUACAAAGACCAGGUUUCAACCAACUGGUACUAAAAGAUUAUUAGCAUCAGUGUCAAGAGAUCGAUCAUGUAGAAUAUUUGAUUUAAGAACAAUGAAAGAUUUAUGUGUUAUAAGAGAUCAUGAAACUGAUCUAUCAUGUGUUGCAUGGCAUCCGCAUCAUAGCUCAUUAUUAACCACUGCAGCUUUUGAUGGAUCAAUGCAUCAUUAUUUAUUGGAUAAUCAUAUUAGUGAUGGAAUUAAUUUAAAAUCAAAUCAAUCAACCAAUAAUUCAUCAACAACUCUCAAUGGGAAUUUUGAACAAGUUCAUAAAAUACCGUAUGCCCAUGAAAAGGCUAUUCAUGCAUUAGAAUACCAUCCAUUAGGUCAUCUUUUAUGUUCCGCCGGUGCUGAUAGAUCAGCAAGAUUUUGGUCUCGUGCAAGACCACAAGAUCCAAUGGCAUUAAAUGAUCCAUUAUAUACUAAUGAAAAAGUUGGAGCUUGGUAUUUUGGAGUUAAUAAUAAUAUUAAUGCAAUUUUCAAUCAUCCGGGUGGUGGUAGCAUAAAUACCGGUCAAGAAACUACAUCAGCACCAACAUCAACUAAUAAUAAACCAAUGAAUUUACCAGGAUUAAACAAUAUUAAUGAAGAUGUUGAAAUGAAACCAACCAGUGAAGCACCAAAGUAUUCAGGAAUCCCUGGUUUAGGUGGGUUUAUGUAAUGUAUAGAGUUAUUG
Messenger RNA from Hyphopichia burtonii NRRL Y-1933, 1711 nucleotides. Its product is annotated as cleavage polyadenylation factor subunit. Gene Ontology annotation, molecular function: protein binding. The record is from RefSeq and is a predicted model, not a curated record. The transcript has a single exon. NCBI's taxonomy places the organism in Eukaryota, Fungi, Ascomycota, Pichiomycetes, Serinales, Debaryomycetaceae. Gene Ontology annotation, cellular component: mRNA cleavage and polyadenylation specificity factor complex. Bases 140 to 1696 code for a protein of 518 amino acids.